Molecule: messenger RNA, 898 nt
Organism: Bombus huntii
Lineage: Eukaryota; Metazoa; Arthropoda; Insecta; Hymenoptera; Apidae
Product: histone H1A, sperm-like
Exons: 1
Coding region: 118-798 (226 amino acids)
Biological process (GO): nucleosome assembly; chromosome condensation; negative regulation of DNA recombination
Cellular component (GO): nucleosome; nucleus
Molecular function (GO): double-stranded DNA binding; structural constituent of chromatin; nucleosomal DNA binding
Source: RefSeq, a predicted model, not a curated record
GGGGUAGUAUGCGUCAGUAGGCAUUGUCGGUAUACGUAUUAACUGUGCUCGGUAUCUGUUGCUGAGAAACGCUUCAUUUCGUUUCUCAAGGAGAUUAUUUGUACCUAUAAUUGAAAAAUGGAGGAUAAAGUUGGGAAUAACUCUGUGGAGAGUGCGGAAAACACCAGUUCAGUGAAGAAGGCAGCGAAGCCGAAGUCUACAAAAUCGCAACGGCCAAAAUCUUCGCAUCCACCAACUUCUGAAAUGGUAAACGCUGCCAUUAAGGAACUAAAGGAUCGUAAGGGAUCAUCUCUUCAAGCAAUUAAGAAAUAUAUUGCAUCGACAUACAAGGUUGAUGGAGAGAAAUUGGCACCAUUUAUUAAAAGAUAUUUGAAGUCAGCCGUUACCUCUGGCGCUGUUGUUCAGACAAAAGGUAAAGGUGCUUCUGGAUCAUUUAAACUGUCUACAAUUAAGAGCUCCGAGUCGAAGAAGAUACAUCGAACUGUCAAAGUAUCGAAACUGAAGAAACCCAAGAAAUCCGUAGAGAAGAAAACGUCACCGAUCCGAAAACCUGUGUCGCCGAAGAAGUCGAAUCCCCCAAAGAAAACCGAAGAUGCUAAGAAAUCGACAGCUGUGAAGAAAUCUACUGUCAAAGCAACUCAGAAACCUGGGAAAGUUGAAAAAGUUAAAUCUGUAACUGAAUCUAAGGCUAUAUCAAAGAGUAAAAAGACAACUAAAGCACCAGCAGCUAAGACAAGAACCCCAAAACCAAAGAAAGCUGCGGCUUCCAGAACGGUGAAAUCAGCAGCAAAAAAAUAAUUGCUUAAUUUUCAAAUUUUAUUCUAAAAAUAAAUGGCCCUUCUCAGGGCCACAAAUUCAUAUUUGAUAAGGAACAACUCUUAAAACAACUUCAACAGUA